Messenger RNA from Quercus lobata, 1673 nucleotides. RefSeq names its product F-box/LRR-repeat protein At4g14103-like. The record is from RefSeq and is a predicted model, not a curated record. Gene Ontology annotation, molecular function: protein binding. The transcript is spliced from 2 exons. The coding region runs from base 55 to 1578 and encodes 507 amino acids. NCBI's taxonomy places the organism in Eukaryota, Viridiplantae, Streptophyta, Magnoliopsida, Fagales, Fagaceae.
CUCUGAUCUCAUCCCAAAAAUUGAAACCCGUUUCACUCACUCAAAUUGGACAGCAUGAAGCGGCAGAUGAUAGAAACAGAGGAGAGGGAGAGGAGAGAGAGGCAGAGAAUUGAAAGAGCAGAGAGAGCACAAAGGAGAAAUGUGAGAAGUGAGACUUGCCUAUCAGCUGUUCGACAAAAUGCCCAAACUAAUACUAAUGACUACAAAGACAUAAUUAGCAAUCUACCGGACUCCCUACUCUGCCACAUCCUCUCCUUUCUCCCAAUCCGUGACUCUGUCUCGACAAGCAUUUUGUCGAGCAGGUGGAGGCCACUCUGGACUCUUGUCCCUGUUCUUUACUUGGACCAGAGAGAACUUGGAGAAGAAUUGUUUGAUGAAAGCAAUGGGAAAUUUAAGUUUGUGGAUAUAGUGUCUAGAAUCAUGACUGUUCGAAAGAAUCGAAACACCAUUUCCAACCCCAUCCCCCCACUACACAAAUUGUGCAUUCAUUGGUAUUACAGGUGUCUUCCCUUCUAUGUCGACAAAUGGGUCCAUGCCACCAAUAUGUGUGAUUUGCGAGAGCUUGAUCUCCACCUACGUACUUCUUCGCGUCAACCUAUGGAGUUGCCCCGUAGUCUCUACUUUUCUUCUACAUUAGUGGUUCUGAAAUUGGAGUUUGCAAUUCAUCUCAAUUCUCCUUCUGCUUUUGUUCUCCCUUGUCUCAGGGUUCUACAACUAAAAUGUGUUACAUUUGCAAACUGCGACUCUCUCUCCACCAUCCUCAAUGCCUGCCCGGUUCUUCUAGAUUUGACCCUCCAUGUAGAUGAUAAAUACUUGAGAAAUUUGAACGAUUUCAAUGUCAUUGUACUUGUAGGUACGCUAAAAAGAUUACAUUUAAGUUGGAAUGUUCUGCCUUUGUCGAAGUACAGAUUCCAGAUAAACACCCCAGCUCUCGAGUACUUUCAUUUCGACGGUUAUUUGAGCGGGGAUGAUGUGUUGGAAAACCUCCCAAACGUGGUUGAAUCUGUCAUUCAAAUUGAGGAUUGUGAUUCAGUUAAUGAUUAUGCAAAGAGAGUAUGGGAUUUCAUGGGAAAAAUCUGCAAUGUUAUAUCCAUGGAAUUGACCACAAUUACUGGACAGAUCCUCUGCCAUGGUUUUAAUCAUGAAAAUAGUCCCACAUUUCAUAAUUUGUCCUCCUUGAAGUUUUGUGGUGACCUUUGGUAUGAGUGGUAUGCGUGGCAUGUAGUAUGGCUCUUGCUUUGUUGGGCUCCAGGGCUACAAACACUUGUCAUUGAACAUUCAUCCUGGCUUGGCUAUCUUAAUAAACGUAACCCUUUCUUGGAGGAGCCACUCGAUGUUCCUGAAUGUAUGUUAUCGCACCUUACAACUUGUGUUUAUAAAGGAUUUGGGGGGUAUGAGAACGAGAUGGAACUUGUUAGACAAAUCCUGAAGGCAGCAAAAGUACUAAAGAUAAUGAAAAUCACUGUUUCAAGUUAUCCAAUCUUAGAGAAUAAGCCUCAUUUUCGCAAGGAAUUGAGCAAGUUUUACAGGGGCUCUCAGAAAUGUCAAUUUGUAUUUGACGAAGGACAUUUCAUAUGAAAUGGCAUGUUGGUUCGUCCCUCUUGGAUAUUGCAUGUCACGUGAUUUGCUAUAAUAUCUUGUGGUAUGGGUAUAUGCCUAUAUGCAUAUGUAAU